AUGGAUGACAGGGAGCUGAGGACCAAUGGACACUCACUGUUAAAGGCAGUGUGGCUAGGGAGGCUCAGGCUGACCUGGCUCCUCCUGGAAGGGGGGGCUUAUGUCAACGAGAGCAACGACAAAGGUGAGGCCCUCAUGGCAGUGUAUGUCACCAAACGUGCGGACCAGCAAAGCGCUGGCAAGUCCAAGAUGGAAGUACCCGCUGGACCACAGAACAAGUCUGGCAGGACUGCUCUCAUCCACGUGUGUGUUAGGAGACCUGGGGGCGAAGUGGUCUCCUUGCUGCCAGAGAACAGAGCAGACCCCAGCCUCGAGGACCGCACUGCCUCCGCUGUGGUUUCUGUGAUCUGUGCUGACGGCGAGGACGCGUCGAGACAUCUCACUGAUGCCUGCAAAGCCGAAGGGAAGGAGGUGAUUAUUGUAAGAUUGGACAAAUCGUUCUCAGGCACCAAAACCACCAAAUGGUAUCUUAACGCCCCUCCUUCACCCAUAGUGGAAGGCGGACAGUCACUCUCAGACACAAAACUGAUGUCUCCAGACCUGGGCUCCCUACCCUGCGGGAAGGAAGAUGACUACGCAGAGCAUCCAAGUGUUUAUGACACCUCCAAGGACCCCAGUGAGCCUGCAUCACCUGCCAGGAACAUCAGGAACCUGAAAAGGGCCCGCCUGCUCCAACUGAAGAGGCUGCAGUCUGAACCCUGGGGCCUGGUCGUGCCUUCAUGCAGGCAGAACAAAACAUGUGGUGCCAGCACAGACACCAAGGUCAGAGAGAGCAUUAGUGACUUGUCCUUCCCCAAGAGGUGGUCCCUUUCCAGAACCAGCAGUAUUGACAGCAAAGACCCCAUUCCCUUCCCCACAGGCACAGAGCAGGUUCGGAAGAUUCCAGCCUCUCUGGCACCGGAAUCAUGGAGGGCAGCCUACGAGAAAGGUCAGGCGUCCCACCUGUGUCUGGCCAGGAGAGGAACUCUCCCUGUUGACCAAGAGAAGAGCACUCUAGGUCCACUGGGAUCCUCUGCUCUCAAAGACGCAGUGUCCCUUAAACAGCUGAAAAGUGACCUCUGUGAUUUAGAUUUAUAGCCGGGGGCUGGCCUGCCCAAUGCCACUUCCCUGGAAUUAGGCAAAGAACUAGAUAGAAAGAAGCUCCACAGCUCCCACCAACUUCUCCUCCACGGCUCUCGGGAACCCCUGGGUGCCCUGGCCAGCACAUCCCCCAGGUCAGCCCGCCACAGGCCGCCACAUCUUCUAGAAUGAUGAGGUUCUAGAACUCUGCUUCUAGACCAAACUUCUCACGCCAGGCCUGGCUUCCUUCCUCCUCUAAAUGUAAACCUGAACCCACCUACCUUGGAUUUUAGAUCUAGCAGCAAACCGCCUUCUCCAUUUGCUGGUGGCUUCAAGUCCAUGGUUCCUGUUGCUCCAAGUUCACCGAAGAGAGUUGAUCUGAGAAGGAAAAAUCAACUCCUUGGGAGGCAUUCUGUGAGACUCAAGCAGAUGAAGCAGCUGUCUGACUUGGAAGAGGUCAUGACCUAG
This is a messenger RNA of Phyllostomus hastatus (greater spear-nosed bat), 1527 nucleotides long. It is a transcript of the gene ANKRD34C, whose product is annotated as ankyrin repeat domain 34C. The record is from RefSeq and is a predicted model, not a curated record. Lineage: Eukaryota; Metazoa; Chordata; Mammalia; Chiroptera; Phyllostomidae.